AUGUUGGUGGACGCAACCGCCGGCCAUGAGCUCCUGAGCUUCAUGGAUGCUUACUCAGGGUAUCAACAGAUACGAAUGCACCCUGAUGACGAGGAAAAGACAGCCUUCAUGACCAACAUGGGCCUUUAUUGCUACAUGUUUAUGCCAUUCGGAAAAUUUUUAGGUUAUAUGGUCACCCAAAGGGGCAUAGAGGCCAACCCAGCCCAAAUCGACUCCAUCAUGAAGAUUCAAUCCCCAACAUGCGUCAAAGACGUACAAAAAUUAACCGGGAUGAUAGCCGCAGGAGUGCGAGGAGGCAUUACAACAACUCAAGCAAUACCUGAUCAACCCGCCCCUUCUGUCCUAUUGGUUUAUUUGGCCGUGUCCGAGACUACUGUCAGUGCCGUGUUGGUCAGGGAGGACGAAGGGAGGCAAGCACCAAUAUACUAUGUGAGCAAGUCACUCCUAGAUGCGGAGACCCGAUACAGCCAACUUGAGAAGCUAGCUCUCGCAUUGGUCCACACGGCAAGAAAACUUCGACCCUACUUCCAAUGUCACUCGAUCUCAGUGGUGACCACAUACCCCCUCAAAGCCAUACUCCACAAGCCAGAGCUAUCGGGUCGAUUGACCAAAUGGGCAGUGGAACUAAGCGAAUACGACAUUACCUUCAAGCCCCAAACGACCCUUAAAUCUCAGGUACUAUCAGACUUCAUUGUUGAUUUCACUCCUAACCUUACCAUGCAGACCGACAAGGAACUAUGUUGCAUGACCGAAGAACCCGAUCAAACGGGGAUUUGGAAACUUUAUGUUGACGGGUCCAGCAAUAUGAGGGGAAGUGGACUUAGCUUGGUCCUUAUUUCACCUCAGGGCGACAUGGUCGAACAAUCAGUUCGGUGUCAAUUCAAGGCAACCAACAACGAGGCGGAGUAUGAGGCAAUGCUGGCUGGACUUGAAUUGGCCAAGGAGAUAGGGGUCAAACGAAUUAAUGUCUUCAGCGACUCCCAUCUUGUGGUCAAUCAAAUGCAAGGAUCCUACCAAGCCAAGGAUGCCAAAAUGAUAGCCUAUCUGGGCAAAACUAAAGAGUUACAAUUGAGCUUUGAGGAGUUCACCCUGAGCCAAGUUCCACGAGGGGACAAUAGCCAUGCCGACGCAUUAGCCAACUUGGGGUCAUCCAUCCAGACCACGCAACCAAAGGUCAUUCAGAUAACCUGCCUCCAAUGGCCAGCGACUCAAAAGGAUAAGGAGGAACAAGUCCAUGAAGUGUCAGCCGAACCAACCUGGAUGACCCCCAUAACGGAUUACUUAGCACAAGACACACUUCCAGAUGACAGAAAUGAAGCACGCCGACUCAAAGCCCAAGCAGUCCGAUUCUCCAUUAUUCGAGGUAAAUUGUAUAAGCGCUCUUACAAUGGUCCAUACUUGAGAUGUAUUAACCAUGCAGAGGCAAGAUAUGUCCUUUCCGAGCUACAUGAGGGGGAAUGCGGCGACCAUUCGGGUAGAAGAAGCCUCGCCCAUCGAACCCUGACUAGUGGGUAUUAUUGGCCCACCAUGAAAGCCGAUUCAACAGACUAUGUCAAGAGAUGCGAUAAGUGCCAACGAUUUGCCCAAGUCUUCCACUUACCCCCAAAGCCACUAAAAGCUAUCACUUCUCCAUGGCCCUUCAUGAAAUGGGGGAUGGACAUCGUAGGCAAACUACAUGUUGCCCUUGGGCAAAAAGUCUACAUGUUAGCCGUAACGGACUACUUCACCAAGUGGAUCGAGGCAGAUUCUUUUCACCAGGUUAGGGAUAAAGAGGUAAAAGGUUUUAUCUGGAAGAAUGUUAUAUGCAGGUAUGGGGUGCCCAAGGAGAUCGUCACGGACAACGGGUCCCAAUUUAUAAGCGCAGACUUUCAAGAUUUUUGUAGGUUUUGGAACAUCAAGCUAAGCUUCUCAACGCCAAGAUAG
Molecule: messenger RNA, 1923 nt
Organism: Salvia miltiorrhiza (redroot sage)
Lineage: Eukaryota; Viridiplantae; Streptophyta; Magnoliopsida; Lamiales; Lamiaceae
Exons: 3
Coding region: 1-1923 (640 amino acids)
Biological process (GO): DNA integration
Molecular function (GO): RNA-DNA hybrid ribonuclease activity; nucleic acid binding
Source: RefSeq, a predicted model, not a curated record